AUGACAGAACCUCCGCCUUUCGUUUACGACCCGUUGCCAGCAGGCUACAUCCGUCUGCUCACUGCCGCUUCCAACAAGACCGCGGACGGCCAUACCUGGAGGCUACAAACGGUUGGUCUCGACCAGUCCGACUUGGAAUUCGACGCGCUAUCUUAUGUGUGGGGCUCUGAUUCUGAACGUCUCAACAUUACCCUGAAUGACUGCACUGCGCAAGUGCAUCGCAAUUUAUAUACUGCACUACCGUAUCUUGCGCGCCGCGGAGAUACCCGGCCGGUACGGCCGAUCUGGGUCGACGCUAUUUGUAUCAACCAGGCGGAUCAUGAAGAGAAGAUGGUGCAGAUCCGGGAAAUGAAUCGCGUGUACAAGCAAGCGAAGAAAGUAUGGGUAUGGCUUGGUACUACGAAGUAUCAAGAACGCAUUCCUGACGCUCUCCGCUUUCUAAAGGAGCUAGCAGAAUACAAACGCAGCCGCCACUUUGAGAGUAUCGACGAUGAAGAGGAGAGACUCAAUCUUGAAACCGUCGAAAUGCCAGUGAAACUCGCUCUCCAUCAUAUUGUUUCGAACGACUGGUUUGGAAGACUAUGGGUCAUACAAGAAGCGGCAUUCGUAUUUGCUUUCGCUGCGCCGCCCGACAGGGCCUAUCUGUGGGAAUGGUUGCGCAGCGCGUUCAGAGUGGACAAACGCACAGGUCUACCGUCCUGGGUACCGGAUUUCCAUAUCGAUGAGGUCAUGACAGCAUUCGCAAUGAUACCUUCCCCUAGUAUAGGACAAUAUCUAUCUCGACCUGAGGAAAGAGGGUUACUCAUCGCUGUCGCAGACUGGGAAAAGAUAACUGCCGACGAUGCUUUGGGGCACACCUCGAGCAACUGUGAAGCGUGGCGGCAGCAGGGACUUGAAAACCAUCGAAAUCUACGAGGAUACUGGCAGACGCUGGUCAACAACCAAAAAUACUACAUGGACGAGGUGAUAAGUCACGAUUGGUAUCAAGACUUUCAAGCGAUGGCCCGACAGCUGAAGGGUAUCGUGGUCGAUACAGCAACCCAGAAAUUGAAUACGGGCCCGGAAGAUCCACAGACAUAUGCCUCGGUGGCAGACUCCGAAGACGUUAUUAGUGCAGAGGACCGCUAUCCGAACGCGUACAAGUUCUUGGACGCCAUGCAGGAGUUUCGUAGCAAGCAGCUCUUCAAGACUAAGAAAGGGCUGUUCAGUAUAACGAUGUCGGGUGUGCAACCGGGUGAUGUUCUAGUCGCGCUUAAUGGGGCGCCGAUGUUACACGUGAUCACAAAAGUCACUGCUGCUACGGACCAUGAGCCGGAGAUUUGGAAGUUCGUAGGUGAUGCGUAUGUGCAUCCUCUGGAAAGUGAGAGCCAUGAGGUGGGUACUUCCAACGAGAGCAACGUUGAAGAGGCUAAUGUUGAGAAGGGAAUUUUGGAAGAGAGCAACGCUGACGAAGAGCGGGAGUUCGUGUUUGUUUGA
Messenger RNA from Alternaria hordeiaustralica, 1476 nucleotides. RefSeq lists its product as uncharacterized. The coding region runs from base 1 to 1476 and encodes 491 amino acids. NCBI's taxonomy places the organism in Eukaryota, Fungi, Ascomycota, Dothideomycetes, Pleosporales, Pleosporaceae. The record is from RefSeq and is a predicted model, not a curated record. The transcript is spliced from 4 exons.